AUGAAACAGGAAGCGCUCGACCGAGAGAAGGCCCACGCCACCGAUGAUUAUCCAGACAACCCGGGUUCGCCGGAUGCAAGCUUAGAUCCCACCGCACAAGCCGGCAUGCAGCGGAUCGAUGCCGUUAGCGCUGCGUGGUCGAAAUGGUCGCUGUUAUGCGCCUACGCCGGCCUCGGCCUCUUGGCUUGCGCAACAUCUUUAGAGCAACAGACGGUCAAUCUCCUCAUGCCUUUCGCUACCUCGUCCUUUGGAGCGCACUCUCUGCUGUCUACUGUGUCAGUAGUGCAAGCCAUCGUCAACUCUAUCAUCAAACCACCAAUGGGUAAAAUUGCGGAUGCCUUCGGUCGCUUCGAAUCCUUCACUUUCGCAGUUGUGCUUUACACCAUCGGAUACAUCCAGCAGGCUGCGUCCAACAGCAUCAAUACCUAUGCUUCGGCCCAGAUCUUUUAUGCCGCAGGCUCUCAGGGCCUGCUGGUUCUGCAGCAGAUCUUCGUCGCUGAUACAACGGACCUACUGGACCGUGCCCUCUUCUCCACCAUUCCAGACCUUCCGUUCCUGGCGACUAUUUGGAUCGGACCGGAGGUUGCUGGAACCAUCCUGCCCAACUGGCGCUGGGGAUACGGCAUGUGGGCCAUCGUCCUGCCCGCUGCAUUUUCCCCCCUUGCUCUUUCUUUGUUGUUGUACCAGCGUAGGGCGAGCAAAAUGUCCAUUCUGCUACCCUCCCCGUUCAAGGGAAAAAAUGUCUUCUUUGUGCUCAAAUCCCUGUGGUAUGAGCUGGACUUUUUUGGCUUUCUGCUGCUCACUGCUGCAAUCUCUCUGGUCCUGAUACCUCUGACCAUCGCGACAAGGCAAAGCGACGGCUGGGAAAGCGGUAUGAUAGUUGCCAUGCUGGUUGUUGGCAACAUUUGUCUCGUCGGCUUCGUGUUGUGGGAAAGCAGUGAGAGGCUGGCUCCGAAAGCUUUUUUUCCACGAGACUUGUUCAAGGAUAGGACCGUCUUGGCGGGUACAUCCAUUGCCUUCUUCUACUUCAUGGCCUACUACUUGUCUGUAUACCCGUAUUACUCGAGCUAUCUGAUGAUUGUUCAGAACAAGGGCGUCAUAGCUGCCGGCCGCAUAACGCAGGCCUUCACCUUUGCCUCGACGGUGUCGUCGGUAGUCGUCUCGCUCGUUAUUCGGCUCACGGGCCGCUAUAAGUACUUUAUUACCUUUGGAGCCUGCAUAUACAUGAUGGGGCUGGGCCUCAUGUACCGAUAUCGCGUUGGGGGCGCAUCAACGGCGGCACUGGUGGGGUGCCAGAUCGUCACGGGCUUUGGAGGGGGCAUGCUCGUUGUGCCUGCUCAGUUGGGCGUCCAGGCAUCGGCGAGCCACGAGCAGGUUACGACGGCCACGGUGGUGUUCCUCACGAUGCUGGAGAUCGGCGGUGCGGUAGGCAACGCGAUUUCCGGCGCAAUCUGGACGAACAGCGUUCCCGGGAAGUUGGAAAGGCUCCUUCCGGAGGCCAUCAGGGACCAAGCGUCGCUAAUCUACGGGAACGUUACACUGGCGUCUACCGGGUGGGCCAUGGGCACGCCGGAGCGCAUGGCCAUCAACCGAGCGUACGACGAGAGCAUGCGCAUGCUUCUGACGGUGGCCGUGUGCGUGGCGGCGCCGCUCGUGCCGCUGAGCCUGGCGAUGAAAAACCAUCGCUUCGUCAAGGGGCAGGUAAUUGGCGCCGAGCCGGACGCGGGCCGCAGCGCAGGCGGUGUUGAUGCCGGCAGCGCAGCGGCGGGCACGCGUGCGCGGGGGCCCAGCGGGCUGCGGCGCUGA
Molecule: messenger RNA, 1806 nt
Organism: Diplodia corticola
Lineage: Eukaryota; Fungi; Ascomycota; Dothideomycetes; Botryosphaeriales; Botryosphaeriaceae
Product: siderophore iron transporter mirc
Exons: 5
Coding region: 1-1806 (601 amino acids)
Biological process (GO): siderophore transmembrane transport
Molecular function (GO): siderophore-iron transmembrane transporter activity
Source: RefSeq, a predicted model, not a curated record